This is a messenger RNA of Orussus abietinus, 3233 nucleotides long. It is a transcript of the gene Drp1, whose product is annotated as dynamin-1-like protein. Bases 285 to 2483 code for a protein of 732 amino acids. Gene Ontology annotation, molecular function: GTP binding; microtubule binding; GTPase activity. The record is from RefSeq and is a predicted model, not a curated record. The transcript is spliced from 9 exons. Gene Ontology annotation, cellular component: cytoplasm; membrane; mitochondrion. NCBI's taxonomy places the organism in Eukaryota, Metazoa, Arthropoda, Insecta, Hymenoptera, Orussidae. Gene Ontology annotation, biological process: mitochondrial fission.
CAAUUCAAUAUUUUAGUUUGUUCAAGUUUGAACGGUGUGCAGUGGAAGUCACAGGUUGUAGAGGAUGUUUAUCGCCUAACUUUUUCUCUGCCUCUUGCCAAUCCGUGGAAUGAUACUUAAUGCAAAAUAAUAGUAAUCUUUAAAGUGAUCUUCGCUGUUAUUAUUCCUGACGGGCGGAACCGUCAUCUCGUCUCCGAGAAGGUGGCAUUAAAUAACGAAUCUGGCGGCGUAACCGGCAUCCUUGUUCACCCGUUCGAUCGAUCAGUCGUUCGGUUAUUCGCAGAAUGGAAGCCUUGAUACCUGUUAUUAACAAACUGCAGGAUGUGUUCAAUACCGUUGGUGCCGAUGCUAUUCAACUGCCUCAAAUCGUUGUACUAGGCACUCAGAGUUCAGGAAAAUCCUCCGUUAUUGAAAGUCUGGUGGGGCGCUCCUUUCUGCCUCGAGGAACAGGAAUUGUGACGCGUCGACCGUUGGUCUUGCAACUCGUGUAUUCGCCAAAGGACGAUUGGGAGCAUCGAAGCGCCGAAGAAGGAACUCUCGAUCUUGACGAGUGGGGAACGUUCUUGCAUACUAAAAAUAGGGUUUACAAAGAUUUUGAUGACAUUCGCAGAGAGAUUGAAAAUGAGACAGAUCGCAUGGCUGGAACCAACAAAGGCAUCUGCCCGGAACCAAUCAAUCUAAAGAUUUAUUCAAAGAAUGUCGUCAAUUUAACAUUGAUCGACCUGCCAGGAAUUACCAAAGUGCCUGUCGGAGAUCAACCGGAAGACAUAGAAUCUCAGAUACGCCAGCUGGUACUUAAAUACAUAUGUAAUCCAAACUCAAUAAUUUUGGCAGUGGUCACUGCCAACACCGACAUGGCAACUAGCGAGAGCUUAAAACUCAGUAAAGAUGUCGAUCCCGAUGGAAGGCGAACUCUUGCCGUUGUCACUAAAUUAGAUCUUAUGGAUGCAGGAACCGAUGCCAUCGACAUCAUAUGCGGUCGAGUGAUCCCUGUUAAACUGGGAAUUAUUGGAGUGGUCAACCGUUCUCAGCAGGAUAUAAUAAACAAAAAGACUAUUCAAGAUUCGUUGAAGGACGAGGCGACAUUCUUGCAACGAAAGUAUCCCACCCUAGCUAAUAGGAAUGGAACACCCUAUUUGGCCAAAACAUUGAAUCGCUUACUAAUGCACCAUAUUCGAGAUUGUCUCCCAGACUUAAAGACUCGGGUCAACGUAAUGGUCUCGCAAUUCCAAACAUUAUUGAACUCGUACGGGGAAGAUGUCAGAGACAAGAGUCAGACUCUUCUUCAAAUCAUAACUAAGUUUGCCAGCAGUUAUUGUUCCACUAUCGAGGGCACUGCCAGGAAUAUCGAAACGACGGAGUUGUGCGGUGGAGCCAGAAUCUGCUACAUCUUCCAUGAGACAUUCGGUAGAACCUUGGAUUCCAUUCAUCCGUUGGCUGGGUUAACCAAAAUGGACAUAUUAACUGCGAUUAGAAACGCGACUGGACCCAGGCCCGCUCUCUUUGUUCCGGAGGUGUCCUUUGAAUUACUUGUAAAACGUCAAAUUCGAAGACUGGAAGAGCCCUCACUGAGAUGCGUGGAACUGGUGCAUGAGGAAAUGCAGCGAAUCAUCCAGCACUGUGGCACCGAAGUGCAACAGGAGAUGCUGCGCUUCCCAAAAUUGCAUGAACGCAUCGUCGAUGUUGUCACACAACUGCUUCGCAGACGUUUGCCGACGACUAAUCAAAUGGUGGAAAACCUAGUGGCCAUAGAAUUAGCUUAUAUUAACACCAAGCACCCUGAUUUUCAUAAAGACGCUGCAGUUGUGUCUUCGUUACUAAAAAAUGCCGAAGUGGAUCAACAGAAAGUUAACAGACGACACUUAUCAUCGGUACCGCCUGGUCCUAUAGAACAGAAUAGCACACCAAAGUCAAGUGGUAGUCGAGACGAGAUACCAAUAUUUCCGGAACACAAUAAAGACCAAUCGGGUGAUCCAAAGCAGCAACAAAAUCACUGGUUCCUGGGUAAUUUGCUGCCACAGGGAAGACUGGAGUCUACCAGUGGAUCCAUGAACGGCUCUCCGGUGAGAAAUCGUGACGAGAAUGUAUCUCCGAGUUCUAAUGACUUACAAAGGGGUUCACCUCAACAGAAGCCUGUAAAUCUACUGCCAGAAGUACCCACUCAAACUUCACGUAGACUCAGCGAUCGAGAACAGCGCGACUGCGACGUUAUUGAACGGCUGAUAAAAUCUUACUUCUACAUCGUACGCAAGUCGAUCCAGGACAGCGUGCCAAAAGCAGUAAUGCAUUUUCUAGUUAACUUUGUAAAAGAUAAUUUGCAAAGUGAACUGGUUACGCAUUUGUAUAAGUCGGACCACGUGGAGACGCUCUUGAACGAAAGCGAGCACAUAGCUGUUAGGCGUAAAGAAGCGGCAGAUAUGUUGAAGGCUUUGACACAAGCGGGCCACAUUAUCAGUGAGAUUCGAGAGACACAUAUGUGGUGACCCAUUCGUCCGACGAACGUUGAAUUGUUUAACGAGACGUCGAAGGCUAGUCGCAAAAUAGCUACCUGUGCAGACGCCACUGCAUCAGCUGCAUAACAGUCAGCCACUUGGUAAUCGCCAACGCUGUCCCGGUUGUCACGUCUGCAUUGACUGCGAUGUGAAAUUUCAUUGCAUCGGAUUAUGUGGUGAACCAUCUGCACAUUGACUGGGAAUUUAUUUUUAAUUGCGGAUCGUUCGUUAUCGCUUAUCGAUUACCUCAGCCACAUGUUAAUGCAUUCUCGAGUCACUGAAUCGUACGUCUUAACUGAAUCAGUUUACAGGCUCACAGAUGACUUAGAAAGAUGAUAAUCUUUCCUGUUACGGUUUUAAUUACGAUGUUUUAGACUAGACUUUUUGUAGCAUCUCCGAUCGAGAGGUAUAGAGCCGUUAUCGAAGCCUCUCUAUGAUUUUUAUAUUUGAAUAUUAUUAUUGGGUGGGAGGGAACUCGCACCUGUGUCCGCAAGUUAAGAUUUAACUUCAGUGAUUUGAGUGCGCGCCAACACCCUCAAAUGGGUAUAAGAGAGUAAUUUUAAGCGAUGUAUUUCUACCGACCCCCAGUGGCAUUUAGUGUGCAGCGUAUGGUUGUACGAUCUUUUGAUGCACAUUCACGAAGAGCACAUCAAAGUAUGCGGUGCAUGACAAAGUAAAUGUGUUAUUCUUGAAUUUGAGAACCGUGGUACCGCGUUGAACAAAUAUGAACCCAAGGCAGAA